CUUGUUUCCUAGAGCAGGCCAACGCGACGACAACCUAUCACCACCGCGCCCGCGCCUCUUAAAUGGAUCAGAUGUGACGACCAAACGCCCCUGCCUAUAGUCAUCCUUGCCCUUUUGAUGGCCAGACGCCACCGUGUAUCUGUUGCGGAUUCAGUUUCGUCAUCCAGCCAUGGCGGCGCCGUCAAAACAGUCGUCGCGAUGGGGCUCUUUUAUUUCGCAAGCCGUGGCCGGUGUUGAGGCCCGUUUAGACAAUAUCCUUGCUGAUGGCGAGGACGGUUCCGGCCAGCCGAGGGACCCAAAACUUGCGCCCGCAUCGGGCCCAGCAGCGCCGGCCAAACAGAGUCCCGGUCCCUCCAGAACCGCUUCAUCAUCUCGCACCAAUGAUCGCCUCCAAGAGAGGCUCGCCAGGGCCAUGGCGGCCAAAGCCGCCGCACAAAACGCCGCUCCGAAGCCGCCCGAUAGUCCGGCAGCCCGGACCUCCAUAUCCUCCCAGGCGAGUCCGCGCCAGAGCAUCGACGCCCCGAGCCGCGCCUCGACCGAGAGUCUAGACCGGCCGAGCCCGAUCACGAAAGAGGCCGCAAAGGAGAUAUCUUCUGCGCGGGCUUCCGAAGAAAUCGCGAGAAAAUCCCAAGUUACUCCCGCUAUUGAGGCCAGCCAAACACGUGGCUCGGCCGACAGAGAGGAUCGAGCACAAGAGGGGCUGCCUGUUGAGGCCAAUGGCGCGCAAACCCUACCGGAGCUUCUGGUUCCAAUAACCACCCCCCCAGAAAGCGCACCAGUCAUGGAGAUGAGGAUAGAACCUACCCCUGAAUUGGAGCCUCAGCCAGAUUCAAACGAGGAUGGUGAAGAGGAGCGGGUCAAAGACGAGGCCACACCAGCCGAAGAUGCACAGCUCCAGCACCAGGAAGAGGUGCAUGGUUACGUAGAACGCAUAGACGCUCUAGAGGCGAAGCUGCAUUUUCUCGCACGGGAAGCAACAGACUCGGCAAGGAAAGCGGCCUUGGCCGCGCCACCUAGUAGCUUCGAGAAGAAGCUGGCAGAAAAGGACCAGCAGAUUGCCCAGCUGAUGGAGGAGGGCAAGAGUCUAGCCAGCACCGAGCAAAAGCACCGGACCAUCAUGAAGAGGCUCCGGUUGAAGAUUGCCGACGAUGAGAAGGAGCUGAACUCCCUCAAGGCGGUAAAAGAAAAAUCAGAUAAAGAAACAGAAAAUCUGCGCAGGCAAGUCCGUCGAGUGGAUGAGCUCGAGAAACUAAACGACGACAUGCAGAAGCGGCUAGACCAGACACUGAGAGAACUCGGCGCACUGCGGCCCGAGAUUCGGUCCAAGGACAGUAUCAUCGCCGAGCUUAAGACUCAGCUGCAAAAGGCGAGCGAGCAAGCGGAAGCCAUGACGGCAAAGGUCAAUGACCAAGCGCGCGACCAGGAUCGUCGGAAAAUCGCCGACCUCGAGGAGGCCGUGGCGGCCCUGCAGGUCGAAAAGAACCUGGUCGCCGACCGGGCCAGGAUCCAGGCCAACGACCUGCGGGAGAAGGCCGAGCGUGCCAACGAGCGGGCGCGAGCGCUGGAGCUAGAGCUGAAGGCUGAGGCCCAGGUGAUGGAGAGCAAGCUCGAGGCCAUGCGCAUCCGUGCAGAAGAGGCUUCAUCGGGCGCCAUUGGGGACUCGCAGGCCAAGCUGCUGAGACAGGUCGAGACGCUGCAGACGCAGUACUCGAUUGCUAGCGAGAAUUGGCAGGGGAUAGAGGCGACGCUUCUAGCUAGGAUAGGGAGCCUAGAAAAGGAGCGGGACGAUGCUCUACAGCGCGAGUCUGACAUGCGGAGAAAGGCUCGCGAGGCGGCCAUCCGCGCCAAGCGCCAAGAAGAAGAGCUAGAGGAGACCAAGACGAAGCUUCCAAACAUCCAAGAAGACGUCAAGUCGUACCAAGCACAGCUCGACUCGCUAAAAAGGCGAGCGGAGGAGGCCGAAGCGGCCCUGGCAAAAUCAAGAGUGGAGCUGGAGAAGCAGAAACAGGCGUGGGAGGCAGAUAAAGAAGACCGGCAAUUACGGCAGCCCGCCGAACGCCGGUCUUGGCUAGAAGACCUACCUGGCGGAUCGUUUCUAAAGAGCGACAGCCGGCCUGAGUCACCGCAGCUGCCAACCCCGCAGCGCACUUUCAGCACCGACUUCCUCGGAAUCCAGAGCCUCACCUCUAAGGCCGUCCGUAAGGCGUCGGCGCCGUCGAGCAACAGCGACGCGGGCGCCGGCGGAGGCGAGAGCCGCAGCUUCAGCCGCCGCCCCUCGGCCCAACCGCUGACGCGCCCGCUCAUGGCGCAGUCUGGCAGCGGCGGCGUCUUCAGCCCCAUCACAGACUCGCUCCACACGACGCCGGCGAUGGGCUACCCGCCCGACAGAGAGCCGCUGCACAGGGAGGACACGUUUGACAGCAUGGAGACGUCGUCGACGUCGGCCCACCAGGUCCUGCAGGACAUGAUGUCAGUUUCGACGGUGGCGGCCGGGCCGUCGGUGCAGCUAGUAGAGCGCAUGAGCGCGGCGAUCCGGCGACUCGAGAGCGAGAAGGUGGCGGCACGCGAGGAACUCGCCCGCAUCUCCAAGCAGCGCGACGAGGCACGCGCCGAGAUCGUCGCCCUGAUGCGCGAGGCCCAGGGCGGCAGGGAAGCGCUCAAGCGCGUCGCCGACCUCGAGGCCGAGGUCGCCGAGGUCAAUGCCAGGUACGAGACCACGCUGGAGAUGCUGGGCGAGAAGAGCGAGCUGGUCGACGAGCUCAGGGCCGACGUCCAGGACGUCAAGGCCAUGUAUAGGGAUCUCGUCGAGCGCACCAUCAAGUGAUUAUGAUAUCAAUGUAGAAGAGAACGUACAGGAGGUGGCUAGGCAGUGACAGCUAGAAAUAAAAGGAGUCUUCAAAAAUUCGGAGGCCGGGGGACAUACAUCCAUCCCUUUUUUUGUAUUAGGAAAUUCUUUUUUUAUGUUGGGGAGACGAAGGAAGUAGGCGACAAGAUGGAUUUUUGGGCCUUUUACUUCUGU
Lasiosphaeria miniovina is the source of this 3019-nucleotide messenger RNA. Its product is annotated as TATA element modulatory factor 1 TATA binding-domain-containing protein. Gene Ontology annotation, cellular component: endoplasmic reticulum; Golgi apparatus. The record is from RefSeq and is a predicted model, not a curated record. The transcript is spliced from 3 exons. Lineage: Eukaryota; Fungi; Ascomycota; Sordariomycetes; Sordariales; Lasiosphaeriaceae. Bases 170 to 2824 code for a protein of 884 amino acids.